GCGGGGGGGGGUUUAAAGGGACCAUGUCCCCGGCGCUGCUGCUGCUGCUGCGGAGGCCGGAGCCGGGGAGGAGGCGGCGGCGGCUGCACCGGGGCCGCUGAGGAGCCCUGCGGGCCCGGCCCCCUUGGGCGCCCGGGAGGCGGGGACGGCGCGUGACCGGAUUUUCUGGCUACAGCUGCCUGUGAAUCCUAUGAAGUCCUGAUGUUUGUUUUUUCCUAAGUGACACAACAGAAUCUGCGAGGAAUGGAGAAAGCUGUCUCUUCUUCAUCAGAGCAGCAAAGCGCGCAUUGGUGUGAUGGAGGCAAAACUGUGUUAAUGACACUGGAACCAAACAAAGAAGAUUUUUCUGCCCUUGAGUGCCCCCAAGGUGAACAGAGAAUAGCUACUUUUGUUAAAGAUGCAAAAAUGCCUCUGGAGAGUGCAGCUUUAUCAGGGACAUCAGUGGAAGGGGGGACUGAUCUCAAGGAGACUGCCUUCUAUGUUUCCGACAACGUGGCAGCCAUGAACAGAGAUAAGAGAGGGAAUUCAGGUGCUGAUGAUAUGUGCAGCUGUAAGAAGGAUCCUACUUUUUUCUUGCCUCUAGUCCGCCAGGAGCCAGACGUUGCUUUGGAAGCACACAACGUGGCAGGUGGCCAGAAGUUAUCGCCCAAUUUGGGUCUGGCCAUGGUGAUCUGCACUUUACAUCCACAUCAAGCUCAAAGAAAAGAUGCUCACCAAAAAGAUGAGCCCGAUCCUGCCCUCUGUGGUGCUGUCCCGAUCACGCCUCACAGGAAGGAACUCUGCACCAGGAAUGAAGAACAUGUAGAACUCAAGAAAGGGUUUUACAGAGCAGAUUCCAGGGGUUCAGCAGAGCUAAGAAGCAUGACUGUGUCUGGCAGCACAUCAUGGGAUUGUUCCACUCUAGAGACAAGAGGAGGUGACUUGAGAGAAGAAAGCACUUUAGAAAGACUUUCUGGUUUGAAGGACUCAGCAGGCUCAAAAGAAGUGCAGUGUGUAAAUCCUUCACACUCAAUGGAGUCCACGUUUACAGUGGAGUCCAAGAUUGUAAAUACUGUGCAGAUGGACACUGAUCAACUGGAGAGCAACUCUGAGGACGUGAACACUCACAAGGCUACAGCAGAAACUUCCAUUGCUUGUGCUGGAGUACAGUCUGUGAGUGGAGAGGAAAAAUAUCAUAAAAACAAACCAAAGCAACUUGAAGCCUUCAGCAAAGAGCACUUAGUUAAAAAAAAGAAGGGCACUCAGAAGUUUGACUGGAUUUCUGGGCACAGUGAGAGUUCUAGUCCUCACUAUAAAGACAUAAACAAGCCAACAGAUGGAGCAACUAACUUAUCCACCAGGGGACAGGCUGUGCAUGAGGUGCCUCGUCCGUUGACUCUUCCAGUAUUCAGAAAAACGCUAAACCCUGUCUUGAGCAAGUCGAAAACUCUGGAGAGUGUAUCCUCCCACAGGACAGGGCUGGCAAUGGAGGCCAGUUUGAGUGACUUGAGUUCUCUUAAUGCUGCAGAGUGGACAUUGCAAAAGCCAAGCCUCCAGAUAAAUGCAGAUCUUGCUGUCAGCAAACAGUCCUGGACGGUAAACGCUGAAGACUCUGUGGAGCGAAUCCCACUUAUGUCUCUAGAACCGACUCCCUGCAGCUCCUAUGACAUUGAGAUGAGGCCGUAUGUGUGCAGUGUCUUGUUAGAGGAGCAGGGAAAAGACGAGGUUGGCCAGGAGGAGGAUCCCACCGUGUACACGUGCAUUGAAUGCAGCAUUUACUUUAAGAAAAAGGAACACUUGAUGGAUCACAUGCUUCAGCAUAACCAGGGACCAGGGCAGGACCAAGACAGAGAUGCAGUUGGAGGUCCGUGUCAGUUCUCCUGUAACGAAUGCGGAUGGGCAUUUGGGGACCCUGGCUCUCUGGAGCAGCACAAGAGGCUUCAUCAGGAGUCCAGAGAGAAAAUCAUUGAAGAAAUCCAGAAGCUCAAUGAGUUUUCAGACGAAGGUCGAGAAGCCCGGCUGCAGUGCCCCAAGUGUGUCUUUGGAACCAACUCCUCUAAGAUCUUCGUCCAGCAUGCCAAGAUGCACGUCAAAGAGAGGAAGGACCAAGGCAUGAAGAAUGUGAAUCUCUUUGGCGGCACUGGCAGUGGAGAAAUGCAUGACAGCCCAGUGCACAACAUCUACAAACACUUAAAACCAAACAAACACACCCCUGUGCAGGUGCAGCCACACAGCAGCAGUAAAGGACUCAGCACUUGCAUGCUCUGCAGCUUCCCCGCCCCCAAUGAAAAUAUCCUAAAGGAACACAUGAAAUAUGCCCAUUCCCAUCUUCCCUGGGACAUAGAGAUUUUUGAAGAGGACUCUAAUCAGCCCGGAACUAGCAGGGAUGCCUACAGCCCUGCUAGGCCAGGCCGAUUUUCAGAGAUGGAUUAUUUUGGCAAAGCCGAGAGACUUUUUCCCCAGCCUCACCGAGAAAGCAAAUCCCAUUAUGAAUCUGUCCAUGGUUUUGCCAUGGGUCACCAGAGACUCAGUAAAAGCAAUGGGACUAAUAAAAAGGACUUCCAGACAUCAGAGUUUUACACCAGGAAAGCAGCCCCAUACGGUGCCCUGUACAAAAACGUAGGGCUGUCCACCCUUACCUCAGCAAAAGUUUGUUCUCAGUUUGCCCUGCAGCAAAUGAAAAAAAAAAGCACAAUACACCACCUUGAUAGUGAUGGAGACGAUGUCAGGAGUCAGCCGGAGGGGCUGGAGGAGCUCAGGCACAAAUGGGCAUUGGCAAAUGAUGUUGGGAGCAUGGAAGAGGAAAUUUCUUUAACCACGGAAAUAGAUUUGACUGAGAAUAGAAGCUUCAAACCCUUUGCUAUUCCUCAAUCUGCUUUGGCCCUCAAGAGGACUUUCGGAGACACCUUGAAAGCAACAGACUCUUCUAUAGCAUCGGAAGAACAGCAGCAUCAGUUACAGAAGAUGGUCCCUGUUGUCCUUCUAGAGGAGAUGAACCUUCAUCCCCAAAAGACAAAGCAGCCAAAAGGGAAGCUGUACAAGAAGAAAAUAGCAGCUCCUUCCAGGGCAUUUGUGAUGGACGAAUCCCUCCCCUUAGAUAUUCUCUUGCUGGACUCCCCUCUAGAGGGUUCCCUAGAGCUAGAUGACCUCUUGGAUACAGACUCUCCCAUGCUGAAGAACGAAGAGAGGAAAUGCCCGUAUUGUCCUGACAGGUUUCACAAUGGGAUUGGCCUAGCCAACCACGUGCGGGGACACUUGAACAGGGUGGGUGUGAGCUACAAUGUCCGUCAUUUCAUCUCAGCAGAAGAAGUGAAAGCUAUUGAGCAAAAAUUUUCCUUCCAAAAGAAGAAGAAAAAAGGUAUUGCCAACUUUGACCCAAGUACUUUCAGUUUAAUGCGAUGUGAGUUCUGUGGGGCUGGUUUUGAUACACGUGCCGGUCUGUCCAGCCAUGCCAGAGCCCACCUGAGGGACUUCGGUAUCACCAACUGGGAGCUCACCAUCUCCCCAAUUAACAUCUUAAAGGAGCUGCUGGCCAAUUCAUCCCAACACCCUAUGCUGCAGUCUGCAGUAGGAACGGAGCCUUCAUCCCCAAACCAAGAAAGGGAGGUGCACGGGUUUGGACACCGAAAAAGCAUGACCCCCAUGUCCGAAUGCAGUAUUCCACGGUCUCCUUUAUCCCCGUUCCCACCUGCGUGGGGAGACGAGUCCAUGCAGUCCUUCCGAGACGUUAUGGCCUCUGAGGAGGAAGAAAUGGUUGUCAUGGAAGUCGGGUCACCACCCAUCCCAAAGAAGAGUACUCCGGUCGGACAAUUGGAUCAAACUCCAAACAGAAUAGGGACCAAACUGUCUCCUGAACCUCCUGGAAACAAGCCAGACUCCCAGGAAUCCAAAACUCAAAACCUCACAACAUGCGAGGUCUGUGGCGCCUGCUUUGAAACCCGCAAAGGCUUGUCCAGCCACGCUCGCUCUCACCUUCGGCAGCUGGGCGUGGCAGAGUCCGAGAGCAGUGGAGCUCCCAUCGACUUGCUCUAUGAACUGAUGAAGCAGAAGGGCAAACCUGACAGCAGCCCAAUGUCCCCAACACUCAGCAAAAAAUCCAGCUCCCCCAAAGAAGGGACAGGCAGCUCCCCACGGCCAGCACUGCUGUCUCUCAGCAAGACAAGCGACCGCUUGCCAGAUCCCCCUGUGAACAAAGCGAUCAAGUCCCCACCAGGCUUCUCCUCAAAGAGCCUUUCGCAACCAGGAUCCCCCCUCCUCAAAAAAGUGCCAUCCACACUCUCAGGCUCUCCCCCUCCAAAACACCCCGAGGACAAGACCCCCAAGUUGCCCCUGAGCCCUCUGCAGAGCUCUCCAAAAGCACAGUGGCCGCAGCCUGAGGAGGAAGGGCCCUUAAAUCUAACUAUAGAUAGUGACUCGGGCAAAGAAAUUGACUGCCAGUUAUGUGGUGCCUGGUUUGAAACCAGAAAGGGGUUAUCGAGUCAUGCUAGAGCCCACCUGAGACACCUGGGAGUGAAUGAUCCAGAUGCUAAAGGCUCUCCAAUUGAUGUUUUAAAUGACCUCAUCCAAAGUGAAGACUUCAAAAGCCGUCUUUCCUCUCUCCUCCCUAGUGAGAGAAAAUCAUUAGUGGAGGCUGGGAGCUCGGACAGACCCAGCCCAAAGAGCACAGCAGCAGCACCUGCAACAGGCAUGAAACAACCACCUCCACCAAGGCCUUUGGGCAAACAGCCAGCGAUCCUCUCACCUCACUCCCUUCCACCAUCCAAGAAACUGAAGCCACAAACCCACAGGUUGUCAGCUGAGGCCAGUCUGCAAAGAAAACAGGGUCUUUCCUCCAGCGCGUACUGGGCUUCAGAUGCUGGGAUGUCUCCACUCAACCUCUCCUCUGGAUCGGAGCCCGUGAGGGAUAUCAGAUGCGAGUUCUGUGGGGAAUACUUCGAGAACCGGAAGGGGCUGUCCAGCCAUGCCAGGUCCCACCUGCGCCAGAUGGGGGUGACCGAGUGGUAUGUCAAUGGCUCCCCAAUCGACACGUUGCGGGAGAUCCUCAAGCGCAGAGCUCAGCCCCGGGGUGGCACCACAAACCCACCAACCACAGGGCAGAAAGCCAUGACCAAGACCGUCAUCGGCAGCAUGGGAUCGCUGGAGCCUCACAGCCCAGGAGAGAUUCAUGUGCCCUCCAUGCCCAAAAAGGUCCAGCAGCCAGGAAGUCCCAUGGGACACUCUCCUACCUCCUCCCCUCCCCCAACAGCCAGGAAGAUGUUUCCAGGGAUGGCCCCUUCCUCUUUUCAGAAGAAACUGAAACAAGACCAAAUGAGAAUGGAGAUCAAGCGAGAGAUGAUGUCUGGGAACCUCCACGGUGAGCCCCAUCCAUCCAACAGGACCUGGUCACGGGAGGAGAUGUCCCCCCUGAACCUCUCCUCCCGUGCUGACCCCGUGAGGGAUAUCCGAUGUGAGUUCUGUGGGGAGUACUUCGAGAACCGGAAGGGGCUGUCCAGCCAUGCCCGGUCCCACCUGCGCCAGAUGGGGGUGACCGAGUGGUCUGUCAAUGGCUCACCCAUCGACACUCUGCGGGAGAUCCUCAAGAAGAAGUCCAAGCCCUGUAUGAUCAAGAAGGAGCCCCAUACUUCCAGCAUUGAGCCCCCCAAGCCGAUGGCAGAGGAAGGUGCAGCCCUCAAGUCCCCUGGGAAAAUGCUGCAGGCCAUGUCCCUCUCCCCACUGGGUGGAAGGACGGGGAAGCCCAGCCCCAGUGGUUCCAGCAUGAGCCGGGAGAUCUCACUCUCGCCACUCACCAACAAACCCCACGGAGGCUUCUUGACUCCACUCUCCGCCAAGCGGCCACUGCAGGAAGAUCGUCUUGGGGGCCAUGGCGAAGUGAAGCAGAAGACCUACAUCCAGACCGAGCUGCCCUUCAAAGCCAAGGCAGCUCAUGACAAGCCGGCACACACAUCCAGUGAAGCCUGCUGCGAGCUCUGUGGCCUCUACUUCGAGAACCGCAAGGCACUGGCCAGCCAUGCUCGGGCUCAUCUGCGGCAGUUUGGUGUGACUGAGUGGUGCGUGAAUGGCUCACCCAUAGAGACGCUGAGCGAGUGGAUCAAACACAGGCCCCAGAAGGCCGGAGCCUAUCGCAGCUACAUCCAGGGGGGCCGGCCCUUCACCAAGAAGUUCCGCAACUCGUCCCACUCACGGGAGCAGGACAGCACAGGGAAGAGGCUGCCCCUGGGCCUGCAGCCAGGCACCAUGCCCCUCAUGAGCAAGAGCCUGGUGGGUGAGAUGGGGCACAGUGAGCCCAGCAAACUUCUGGAGAGGGGCAGUGGUGGGGGCAGUGAGCGGCCCAUGGUCACCUCUCCCCUGUCACUGGUGAAGGUGGAGGAGCAUCGCCAGAACAUCAACAAGUUUGAACGAAGACAAGCCAAACCCCCAGAGGCCUCCCUCUCCCGAGAGGAGGAGGCCAGCGACUUCCAGCAGAAAAUGGAGGAAGCUCGCCAGCCAGCACCCAGGAUGAGACCAGUGCCCUCACUGGUCCCCAGGCCUCCACAGACAUCCUUGGUGAAAUUUGUGGGUAACAUCUACACCCUGAAGUGCAGGUUCUGCGAGGUGGAGUUCCAGGGCCCUCUCUCCAUCCAGGAGGAGUGGGUGCGACAUCUCCAGCGACACAUCCUGGAAAUGAAUUUCUCCAAAGCCGACCCCCUGCGCAGCGAGCCAGAGGCCCCCGAGGUGCAGGCUGUAGCUGAGGCUCAGUAACGGAGCCCGCUGGCCAGCGUCCCUCUGCCCCUCUCUUGUACGAGCACAUUUCCAAAGGAGCACGUUGAAGGACUCUGCUGCAGACGGUUACCAAAGGGAGGUAGCUAAAUUCUUACUGCUGGGCUCUGCAGCCUCCCAGAGCCCAACUUCCCCUAGGCUGACUCACAUUGCAUGGGAGUGCCUGCGUUGGGCACUACGUGACAUAAGACAUUCUUCUGGGGGAGACAACUGUUACAGACUGGAGAUGGGACCCCAUGGGGCUCCCAUGAAGCAGGCAAGGAGGCUGCUGCACGGAAUCCUGAUGGGUGUGAAAUGAGACUCAUUUUCCCAGCUGGGAACAGGAGCUCCCUGCAAAAGGAGAUGAAUGUGAGGAUCCCUCUUUCCCGCUAAUGAAUGCAGAUUAGUCCAGAGGCUUUGGUCCAGGGAGGGGAGUGCGUGUUUGCUCUGUUGCGAUUCAGGUUUCUAUGAGAAUUGCAAACAUGACAGUCCAUCAGGCCAUCUGUAACAAGAUAGGGAGAGAGGAGAAAGCAACUCUGUCUGUGACGGUGAAUGUUGUUAAUUAUGUAUAUGGCCCUAGAGUUAAUGUAUAUUCGAUUCCUUAGACGACGAUUAAUUUAGUUCACGUAGAUGUCAGAGUCCAUUCUUACUGGGUUGCGCUGCAUGUUACCCAUCCCCCUCCCCCAGACAAUACAUCAUUGGUCAACUUCAUCCCACACAUUAAAUGGCAAGUCAUGGAUUUACUGAUCCUCCACCUGUCUCGUAAUGUCUGCAUUCAUUCUUCCUCUCCCCACAACUUCUUGCUGUCCAGUUGUCGUCCUAACCAUUUCACUUGAGAUUGUGCAGUGCCCCGCGGGUUUCUGUUGCUGUUAGCUUCCCGAGGCGGUGACCCAACACUACCAGAGGGGGGAGCUUUAGGCUGCACGCUGCCUUCCUUUCCUUUCUUAGCCUUCGAUUUGUAGAAUGUCUUAAGGUCUCUGCAGUGCGACCUCUCGCCCCACCUGUCUGAAGGGUGGGUGUGUAAACUCCUGACUGAGUUCAGGUGUGUAAAUACCGGCUAAGUCUAUCCCAGGAGGCAUGACAGCAGGCAUGGGCUUCCAGGGUUCUUUGGGGAAGUGCUGAGUGCUACUAACACUUUUCCUGCCAAUUCAGACUCCAGAACAGCAACAGUGGCGGUCGCCAGCUCUCUCCAGGAGAACCUGGACGUUCUCCACACAGCCCUGCUCGCUGUUGCUUUUUAUGUGUAGCUGCAUAGAACCUCAACUUUUUUAACUCUAGUUUUGUGUAGAAAUAACGAGCAUUCAUUUUUAUUUGGAAUCCCAAGCUGAGCAGAGCUUGGAGGGAAUUUACCUUUUAACUUUUUUCAUUGGGCAUAUUCUGGUUAUUAAUGUACCUAGGAAUAUGUAAAUUAGAUUAAACUUCUCUUCUGGAAACUAA
This is a messenger RNA of Gopherus evgoodei (Goodes thornscrub tortoise), 8151 nucleotides long. It is a transcript of the gene WIZ, whose product is annotated as WIZ zinc finger. The coding region runs from base 244 to 6717 and encodes 2157 amino acids. The record is from RefSeq and is a predicted model, not a curated record. Gene Ontology annotation, cellular component: nucleus. The transcript is spliced from 14 exons. Gene Ontology annotation, biological process: regulation of transcription by RNA polymerase II. Gene Ontology annotation, molecular function: RNA polymerase II cis-regulatory region sequence-specific DNA binding; DNA-binding transcription factor activity, RNA polymerase II-specific. Lineage: Eukaryota; Metazoa; Chordata; Testudines; Testudinidae.